CCAAAUUUCUCUCAAAUCUUCAGCUCAUUCGAUCACAGCAAUGGCUACCAAGCUUAGUAUCAAGAUCAAGGAUGCUAAAUUCCUCCAUUUCCUCUCCAAGCUCAUGAUGAUGCUGGGAUUGUUCUUGUUCUUUGUAUGGAUGCUUGGAUUUGCCAUGCUUGUUGGGUUUGGGUCCAUUCAAUGGGAAAGAAACAAGGAUUGGAGGAGUUGUUGGGAUGGAGAGAGGAUGGGGAGGAUAACCAUUUUCUCUGCGCCGAAACCCUUGAAGAAUGGGGGUGAUUUGGUGGGAGAGAGGCAGGAGCUGGCUGUUCGGUCAUGGCUGGCAUUGUCUUCAGAUGUGGAUGUUGUUCUCUUUGGCCAUCAUCCUUCAAUCUUUGCUUUUGCUGCAAAGCUUGGUUCCAGAGUUGCUGUUGAAUCCCAAAUAGACUUCACGUUCCUUGAUACCCCAUUCUUUCACUCUAUGGUUGCAAGAUCUCAAACUAUGCCUGGAAUUUCUAUUUUUGUGGAUCCUGAGAUUAUUCUUCUACCAAAUAUUUUAACCACAUUGUGUGUUACAAGCACACUUAACCAUGAUUGGUUCUUGGUAUCAAUUUCAACAUACAUUUCUUACUUCCCUUAUCAUUUAGAUGAUGGUGGAAAUUACUGGUUAGAAUAUGAUGGUGACAAGGUAAACAUCGAGAAGCUGCAGGAUUUUGUGGUUCAAGAACAGGAACACAGAAAUGGCAGUGGGAGACUUCUUAUUGCGUGGAACUCUGGAGAUCUUUCACUACAUGCUGGUGUUCUUCCACCUUUCCAUUACUUGCAAGGUUUGCACAAUGAAUGGCUUUUAAAUGAGGUGUUGUCGUCAGAAUUUAGGUUUGUGUUUGAUGCCAGCGAGGUCAUAUCUAGUUUCUAUCCUGAACAAUUGGGGGAAUGGUCUCAUGAAUUUCGGAUGACUAAUGGUAAUGUUGACGGAAUAGAUUGGGAAUAUAGUGGAAAUUGUGAGCAAGCAUUGCUUUAUGGAUCUCUUUGUUGCCGACCGAAAAAUAUAUCUAAUAACAUAGCUAAACUCGUGAAACAUUCCGGGAGAUAUGUUUUCAUUAAUCCAGAGAAAGACAUCCUUUAUUCUGUCCAAGGAUUUCAUAGACAUGCAUAUCAGCACUUGAAACUAGUGUCCGGUCAAAAGCAGGGAAUUUUACAGUUGUUUCCAAGGUUUCAAUUGAUCACACAAGAGGAAAAAUUGAUUACUACUGGGGGUAGUGAUAAAUUGGACACUGUUAGUACAACCUCCAUGAAGCUAUGCAAGGAUUCAUCGGCAAGGUCAAGCCACUUACAUUUUCCCUAUUCUCUAGAAUCCCUCCUUCAGCUUGUUGCAGACCAGAAUAAAUCUGUUGUCCUUGCAGUUUCUGGAGACAAUUAUAAGGACAUGCUUAUGAAUUGGGUGUGUCGUUUACGGCAUUUGCUGGUCACAAAUUUUAUAGUCUGUGCCCUUGACAUUGAGACUUACAAGUUCUCAAUAUUGCAGGGACUGCCAGUCUUCAUGGACACACUUGCUCCGAGUAAUAUCAGUUUCGAUGACUGUCACUUUGGCACUGAAUGCUUUCAGAGAGUGACUAAAGUAAAAUCUCGAAUUGUUCUACAGAUACUAAAAUUGGGAUACAAUGUGUUGUUGAGUGAUGUGGAUGUGUAUUGGUUUGAGAAUCCAUUGCCUUUUUUGUACUCCUUUGGUUCUGCUACAUUGGUGGCACAGUCAGAUGAAUACAAUGAGACAGUGCCCAUAAAUCUACCACGGCGGCUGAACUCGGGUUUUUACUUUGUUAACUCUGAUCCUUCCACCAUAGCUGCAAUGGAAAAGGUGGUGAAACAUGCCUCAAUUUCAGACUUAUCCGAACAGCCAAGCUUCUAUGAUGUUUUAUGCGGUGAGGGUGGCCUUUACCGUAUUGGUGAUAAUCAGUGCCUUGAACCCUCUACAAAUCUCACUGUGCAUUUUCUGGAUAGAAAUCGGUUUCCAAAUGGAGCUUACAAAGGUUUAUGGGAGAAGCAUAAUGUGACAUCAGCCUGUGUGAAGCAAGGUUGCAUUGUCCUUCAUAACAACUGGAUCAGUGGGAGGAAGAGGAAACUGGAACGCCAAGUGCGAUCUGGCCUCUGGGUUUAUGAUACCAGCUCUAGAAUGUGCGUGCAGAGUUGGCAACGGGUUCAUUUUACAAGUUAUUUCUAAAUUUUGGUGGGCAUUGCUGCCGCAUUUUUAAGCCAGAGGGCAAAAUUAUUGGCUGCAGUAAUGUUGGAGAUUUGGUUCAACACAUUGAAGGCAUUGCAUUCAGUUUAUUUCUGGAUGUUCCUAAGGCAAGUUCUUUAUCUGAGAAUGUUUAUUCCACAUCAAAGUCAGUUUAUGAAUCAGCUGAAUAUUGACCAGGAAGAAUAGCAACACUUUAAGUAUGUCAUGACAACACAACUAUGUUUGGAUAGAGCUCUUUAAAUGUCAAAUGAUCAAAUGCACGGAGAAGGAAAUUUAAUUCUUCACCUCGUUGACUGGUAGGUAUUUGCCAAUCUCGUAGUUUUGGUCGGAGGUGCUCAAUGAUUGACAUGGCUCACUUAUUUCUUGAGAACAGAAGCUGUUACCAGACCAUAUGCAAUGCAGAUGCUAUAUUAAUCUGCAUGGGAGAUUUUCCUAGUGUUUUGCCAACAGUUUCAUGGGAGCAGCAGCAUUGUUUAGACACAGCACCUAAGUAAAUUUUCAUGUAAUUUUGCUUCCUGCUAAAUUACUUGCAAUCAAUGAUCUUGUCGAUUUCACCUCUAUAUUUAAUUAGAUUAAUUGGUGAUGUUGUUCUGUUAUGUAAAGUUACUAAGUUUGGGCAAGCAAAUAAUCUCUCCUGGACCGAAAAAAAAUGUACAACCAUUCUGCAAUGCACAAUAAUAAGCAUUCAUUCCAGGGACAAACUAGAAAAGUAU
Dioscorea cayenensis subsp. rotundata (Guinea yam) is the source of this 2928-nucleotide messenger RNA. Its product is annotated as beta-arabinofuranosyltransferase RAY1. Bases 41 to 2197 code for a protein of 718 amino acids. The record is from RefSeq and is a predicted model, not a curated record. The transcript has 6 exons. Lineage: Eukaryota; Viridiplantae; Streptophyta; Magnoliopsida; Dioscoreales; Dioscoreaceae. Gene Ontology annotation, molecular function: glycosyltransferase activity.